Molecule: messenger RNA, 405 nt
Organism: Mucor velutinosus
Lineage: Eukaryota; Fungi; Mucoromycota; Mucoromycetes; Mucorales; Mucoraceae
Exons: 1
Coding region: 1-405 (134 amino acids)
Source: RefSeq, a predicted model, not a curated record
AUGCGAGAAUUGAAUGAACGUCAAAAGAAGUCGGAUGAAAUCCAGCAGCAAAUGCAAAAAGUGUUUGACAAUAUAGUCACCGGAAAGCAGCAACUGCAACUGUCUUUUAGGAUAAACCAAGGGAACCAAGCAUUAGCGACAACAGGCGCUGUCGCAAAUACCUCUGCCUUGCCAAGAUCAGAAGAUGUAUCGCAAUCAAAACAAUUUUCGGAAGAAGCCCAACAAAGCCCACCACCACCAGAUUAUAACAACACCAGAGUUGCAACUAUUCACUACGGCCCAACUGAUGUUCUCAUGAGAACAUCGAGGUGCUCAUAUAAGAAUCUAUUUUAUGUUCUCAUUCGAGAGCAUCGAUGUUCCCAAAAAGUGGAAAAUGCUCUCAUAUGGGAACAUCGGCGUUCCUAA